Molecule: messenger RNA, 1311 nt
Organism: Hordeum vulgare subsp. vulgare (domesticated barley)
Lineage: Eukaryota; Viridiplantae; Streptophyta; Magnoliopsida; Poales; Poaceae
Product: B3 domain-containing protein Os03g0212300-like
Exons: 5
Coding region: 304-1137 (277 amino acids)
Molecular function (GO): DNA binding
Source: RefSeq, a predicted model, not a curated record
GAGGAAUCCAGAAGCGAAGCUUAGUAGGAGACUAGGAGUAUAUAUCACUGCUGCACAUUUGAGAGGAGAGGCGGAGGGAGGGGGAGGAAGAAGAAAGAGGAAGAGGGUUUAACUACGUGGCAUGGAAAUCAUGGCAUAGUUGGUUCUUUCUUCUUUCUCUUCCUCUCUCUGCCGCUUGUUCUUUCUUCUUCGCAAGCAGCAGUCUCGAUCUGGACCCUCGCAGCCAGCCGCUGCAGAGAGGGAGGACAGGCCGCCAGCAUUGCCGGCUGCGCUCUGCCACGCCCGGCGCAAGAGACAAGCGGGAUGGACGGCUUGGAAGGUUUUGAGUUCUUCCAGAUCAUACUUGAGAAGCCCUCCAGCAGGCUGAGGCUGCCUGACAAGUUUACGAUGGUGCUGCUACACGGAGGCAAGCCCCAGGAAGCAGUGAAGCUGCGGGAGGCCGGCCAUGGGCGUCGCUUAUGGGACGUGAAGGUGGUGUUGGAUGCCGACGGCCACAUGUACCUAGGGAGCGGUUGGGAGCAGUUCGCCCGUGCCCACGACCUGCGGCUCGGCUACUUCCUCGAGUUCAGCUACGACGGCGAUGCCGUGCUCACCGUCAAGGUGUUCGACGUGAACAUGUGCCGCAGGCACUACAAACACGACAACGGUGCCAGCAGUGGGAGCAGCAGCGACGGUGACAAUGAGAGCAAGAACAGCAGCGUCGGUGACAGUGGCAGCAACGACGGCGGCGCCGGUGACAAUGGCACCAACAACAGCAGCAUGGUGGAGAUGGAGGUCGAGAACGGGCCGACAUCGCAGUUCAGCGCCAUGCUGAGGAAAUGCAACCUAGGCAAGAAGCAGGAACAGUACCUGAACGUGCCGGUGGAUUUCCAGCUCGCGCACGCGUACGCGGAGAGGAGCAAGGUGGAGCUGCGGAUGCGCGGCAAGUCGUGGCCCGUGCACCUGAAGCACAACCCCAAGACGAGCGGCAGGCCCCGCGCGUCGUUCAGGUACGGGUGGCACCAGUUCUGCGUCGACAACAGCCUCGGCGAGGGAGAUACCUGCUUCUUCCGAGCGAUCCGCCAAGGAAGCGGCGGCGGCGACGACCACCUGCUCAAGGUGGAGGUGAGGAAGCCAGACGGCAGCUUCCUGGUCUGAGGCGAGGCCGGUGGCAGCCGGCCUCCGUUGCAUGCAUCGGCCUGGGGUUGGCCGGCGUGACUGAGUGCGUUAUUAUGAUUUGCUUAUGAUAACUGUAAGACCUUAAUUCUCUGUACUACUCGACUGCUGAUGCUACUAGCAGCGUACGUGAGUGACUAAACCUGGCUGUGUUUA